GACCGGUGACGGAAGGUGGAAACAUGCGUGUCGUUUGGUGCUCUCUGCUCUUUGCUAUCAAUGUGUUCGCAUUCGACUACACCAACGUGCCGACUCUGGAAGAGUUCCUCGAGGAGCCAGUAGUCCAUGACAACAGGAUCGUGGGCGGCCAGGAGGCCGAUAUCAUCGACUAUCCCCACCAAGUGUCUUACCUCUUCAACGAGGGCAUCCUUUGUGGAGGGUUUAUCGUCAGCGAAAGAUAUAUCGUGACGGCCGCGCAUUGCUCCAGCAUUAUCACGGACGCCUCAACAAUAAUCCUCAGGGCUGGCAGUUCUUAUAGACAGAAUGGUACUAUAAUACCUAUCGCGGAGGUCUUUACCCAUCCACAGUUCAAUAACCCUCCGUAUGAUAAGGAUGUGGGAGUGUUGAGGACGCAUUAUCCCAUAAACUUCACGGACACCAUUAAGCCGAUACCACUUGCGCCUCUAGGGCGGCGUAUGAGGGCCUACACUUAUGUUGAAAUCAGCGGUUGGGGCGCCACUCAGGAAGGUGGACCGUCUCCCGACCGUCUGAGGGAGGUUCGGAUUCCGAUCGUCUCGUAUCUACAAUGUUUCAUGUCCUACCCCAUGCAGUUGACCAGGAACAUGUUCUGCGCAGGAAACUAUUAUUUUGGCGGCCAGGGGACUUGUCAGGGUGAUUCUGGUGGAACUGCUGUGCAAGAUGGAAUGGCCUGUGGGAUAGUAUCGUUUGCUCAGGGUUGCGCACGUCCGGUUUAUCCGAGUGUACUUGCCAACAUAGCUGCGAGAGAAAUAAGAGAGUUUAUAAGGAAUAUUACAAAUUUGUAAUUUUAUUUCUAAAGGCGUACGUGUUAUUUUGGAUUAUCGAUUAAACUGUUUAAACCUUAUUACAGUAAACAGUGUUUAAGUAAUCAUUGCUUUGUCACAGCUCAAGUCAAUUAUGCGUCAAAGACA
Messenger RNA from Manduca sexta (tobacco hornworm), 950 nucleotides. RefSeq names its product trypsin. NCBI's taxonomy places the organism in Eukaryota, Metazoa, Arthropoda, Insecta, Lepidoptera, Sphingidae. Bases 24 to 824 code for a protein of 266 amino acids. Gene Ontology annotation, molecular function: serine-type endopeptidase activity. The record is from RefSeq and is a predicted model, not a curated record. Gene Ontology annotation, biological process: proteolysis. The transcript has 5 exons.